This is a messenger RNA of Otolemur garnettii (small-eared galago), 1635 nucleotides long. It is a transcript of the gene NOC4L, whose product is annotated as nucleolar complex associated 4 homolog. NCBI's taxonomy places the organism in Eukaryota, Metazoa, Chordata, Mammalia, Primates, Galagidae. The transcript has 15 exons. The coding region runs from base 39 to 1589 and encodes 516 amino acids. Gene Ontology annotation, cellular component: small-subunit processome; nucleolus; Noc4p-Nop14p complex. The record is from RefSeq and is a predicted model, not a curated record. Gene Ontology annotation, biological process: ribosome biogenesis.
GCUGGCCGUGAGGCGGUGGCGUCCCGGACGGAGGCGGCAUGGAGCGGGAGCCUGGUCCCGCUGGCACGCGCCGGGCGCUGGGCCGUCUACUUGAGGCGGUGCUGGGAAGCCGCGGCGAGGCCAACGCCGUGUUCGACAUCCUGGCGGUGCUGCAGUCUGAGGACCAAGAGGAAAUCCAGGAAGCGGUGCGCACAUGCAGCCGUCUCUUCGGGGCCAUGCUGGAACGCGGAGAGUUGUUCGUGGGCCCUCUGCCGCCCGAGGGGGCAGCCAUAACAGGGUCCCGGGGAGCCAUGCGCAAGUACAAGGUGUGGAUGAGACACCGCUACCACAGCUGCUGCAACCGUUUGGGGGAACUCCUGGCCCACUUCUCCUUUCAGGUCAAGGAGCUGGCCCUUAGCACACUCAUGAAGUUUGUGCAGCUGGAAGGAAUGCACCCCUUGGAGAAGCCCAAGUGGGAAGGCAACUACCUGUUCCCCCGCAGGCUCUUUAAGUUGGUGGUGGGAGGCCUGUUGUCGACUGAGGAGGACCACAGUCUGCUCCUCUCCCAGUUCCGGGAAUAUAUGGAAUAUGAUGACAUCCGCUACCACACAAUGCAGGCAGCCACCGACGUUGUGGCCCAGGUCACCAACCUACAUUCUGAGGUGUCCCUCACUUUCUGGAAUAAUGCCUUCACGUUGCUGUCUGCUGUGAGCCUGCCCCAUCAGGAGCGCAAUCUCUCCAACUUCUAUGUGUCACACAUAGAGUCAUCGGACAAAUGGAAAAUUGCUCAUCUGAAGGAACACAGGAAGGUAUUCCAGGCCAUGUGGCUCAGCUUCCUCAAGCACAAGCUGCCCCUGAGCCUGUACAAGAAGGUGCUGGUGAUAGCGCACGACUCCAUCCUGCCACACUUGGCACAGCCCACGCUCAUGAUAGAUUUCCUCAGCAGUGCCUAUGACCUUGGAGGGGCCGUCAGCCUCUUGGCCUUGAAUGGACUGUUUGUCCUGAUCCACAAGCACAACCUGGAAUACCCUGACUUCUACCGGAAGCUAUAUGGCCUCCUGGAGCCAUCCAUCUUCCAUGUCAAGUAUCGUGCCCGUUUCUUCCACUUGGCCGAUCUCUUCCUGUCAUCCUCCCAUCUUCCCGCCUACCUGGUAGCUGCCUUUGCAAAGCGCCUGGCCCGCCUGGCGCUGACGGCACCCCCCGAGGCCCUCCUCAUGGUCUUACCGUUCAUCUGCAACCUGUUGCGUAGGCACCCUGCCUGCCGGGUCCUCGUGCAUCGCCCUCAGGCUUCUGAGCUGGAUGCCGACCCCUAUGACCCAGUAGAAGAAGACCCGGCCAAGAGCCGGGCCCUGGAGAGCUCUCUGUGGGAGCUACAGGCCCUUCAGCAUCAUUACCACCCUGAGGUAUCCAAAGCCGCCAGUGUCAUCAACCAGGCAUUGUCUGUCCCUGAAGUCAGCAUUGCACCACUUCUGGAGCUCACUGCGUAUGAACUCUUUGAGCAAGACCUAAAGAAGAAAGGGCCUGAGCCCGUGCCCCUGGAGUUCAUCCCAGCCCAGGGUUUACUAGGCCGGCGAGACGACCUUUGCGCCCAGCACUUCAGACUCAGCUGACCCUGCCUUGACCCCACCCUAUCCCCAAAUAAAUGGUUUUGUAGGA